Messenger RNA from Schistocerca serialis cubense, 528 nucleotides. Its product is annotated as proline-rich protein HaeIII subfamily 1-like. The coding region runs from base 1 to 528 and encodes 175 amino acids. The record is from RefSeq and is a predicted model, not a curated record. The transcript is spliced from 2 exons. Lineage: Eukaryota; Metazoa; Arthropoda; Insecta; Orthoptera; Acrididae.
AUGUGGGCAUACGGACUGCUACUGAGGCGGGGGAAACCGACGCCCCCGGCGGGGGAAACCGACGCCCCCGGCGGGGGAAACCGACGCCCCCGGCGGGGGAAACCGACGCCCCCGGCGGGGGAAACCGACGCCCCCGGCGGGGGAAACCGACGCCCCCGGCGGGGGAAACCGACGCCCCCGGCGGGGGAAACCGACGCCCCCGGCGGGGGAAACCGACGCCCCCGGCGGGGGAAACCGACGCCCCCGGCGGGGGAAACCGACGCCCCCGGCGGGGGAAACCGACGCCCCCGGCGGGGGAAACCGACGCCCCCGGCGGGGGAAACCGACGCCCCCGGCGGGGGAAACCGACGCCCCCGGCGGGGGAAACCGACGCCCCCGGCGGGGGAAACCGACGCCCCCGGCGGGGGAAACCGACGCCCCCGGCGGGGGGGACCGACGCCCCCGCUGCCAUAUACAGCCACUGUCACAGAGAAGGACAAAGGUGCCCACAAAAAGCAAGGCAACAUUGGUGUUUGGAGGCUGGUGUAA